AUGAAGACUGAUGCCAUCUUGUAUAGCGCUAUGCUCGCUUCAUCCAUCUACAUUGGCGAAGAUCCGAAUGUAAAGUCGGUAGCCCUCGAUCAAGUGCAGCCAUUUCCACAGCCGGAGCCUAGAUCUAUAUCCGAGAAGGCGGCCGUCAAGUUCAAACCUCAGCUCCUCGUGUCUGAAGGAUGCCAGUCGUUCCCUGCAGUGAAUGCAGCGGGUGCUACUACUGCCGGUCUGAAGAUAAAGGGAAUCUCUGAUGGCUUAUGCAAGGAGUCUAAGAGCGAGUCUCAAGUCUACGGGCGCCCAACUUGGCACCGGGGCAUAUGGGUCAUCAUUUACGCUUGGAACUUCCCGAGUUACCGGUAUAAGGAUGAUCGUUUUGACUGGGAGCAUGUUGUCGUGUGGCUCAAUAACCCUGCAGUAGCAAACCAGACGAUUAAGGCAGUGUCGGUAUGGGAAGACAAAGACCGUACAUACGCGAAAGUAAGGUCGCCUGAUGCUAAGUUUAUGGACGGGACAAGCGUCAAACUCGAAUUGGGGAAAUCUGGUAAUACCCGCAAGCUCGGCCUGACAGAGUUGGCUGGUGAGUCCCAGCCACUAAUCAUGUGGGACCAGCUGUCAGAAGAUGUCCAUUAUUCGCUCGAAUCUGUCAACUGGGGAUUAGCAAAGCCCCCGCCUAUCUGUGACACGCGCUACAUGCUCGCCUUGGAAAAUGCUUGGCCAUUUGCUCCAGUUGCACGAUCUCCUUCUCCUCCUGUAGAAGAGGAUUGA
Hyaloperonospora brassicae is the source of this 765-nucleotide messenger RNA. Lineage: Eukaryota; Oomycota; Peronosporomycetes; Peronosporales; Peronosporaceae. The record is from the annotation of a GenBank genome assembly.